ACCUCGCUAAGUCGUGUCUCGAGCUUACAAUAGCGUAGAAAAUUCGAUGGUCUAACAAGACGUUCAAGCCACCACCAGGAAACCAACUACCUGAGCUCGGGUCACCACCCAAAAUUGAGACUAAGCCUCGCCUGGAAAACCAUAGCAAAGGACGCUUAGAACGAUUUGGACUGUUGAAUUUGGCUUCUCCACAAGAUCCCGAAUUAGAGGUCUUCCAAGACCGGUUCCGACAUGCCAUCCCGGCGCUAUCAAAAUUGGUGUUGGGUUCCGACAAGACUACCGCAAAGUAUUGGCAUGGUCGAGUGAGCGAUACUACCGAGCUUUUCUCUAACCCUGAAAAGUUUGCCAAGCAAUUCGAUCCAAAGACCCAAGGCGCCCUACUCUGCCUCAUGGACCCCGUAGGCAAGGAUGCGAAAGAAGUUGCCAACGCAACUGCCGACUUUCACCGCAUUGGAGACCUAGUAGCAGGCGUGCCAACCGUACACGCAUCGAAGGCAGCUUUGGAAGCUAUGCCGGAAUGGAAAGAUCAGACAUAUUUCCCCGCCAACAUUGCCCGAAAGGUGAAGUUUAUGCUUGGUGGUACAAAUUACCAAACAAACAUUGCUGCGAAGUUCAAAGAGAUGAAAGUGGACGGAGGUGUCAUGGUCGUUGGUGCGCAUGUUGCCCACCCUGGAGCUGGACCCGCCGAAACGCUACAAACAGUAGAUGGACAGCCGAAGAUAGCACGCCCCUCGAUCGCCGCAGUGGUCGCCAGUGCUAACGACCAACACGUACACUUUCCUGGAUCUAUGCGAUUGCAGAGAACUUUCGACGUUAAAAUGAAGGAGAAAAGCGGAUCAACCUCGCCGAAGAAGAAUGAAAUGAAGGGGGACCUGGAAAUUCUCAGUGAACCCCAGAAAUUAAUCUACACUACUAGAGUGCGAAUCGAUGAACUCAAGGAGAUGAUGAUAGAAAGGGUUGAAGCUUGGUCUAAGAGAACUGGCAAGAAGUCUCUGAAGAGCAUUCUUUUCUUCAGAGACGGACUGACCCGAGAGAUGGGCGACGUCAUGAACCAGGUUGUAGACCAGGAAUGCAAGGCUAUCAAGGAUGCAUUCAAGUCACUCAAUCUUCCAAGUCCCGCGAUCACCUAUGUGGUCUUUACCAAGAAGCUCAAAAUACUCACUCAUCUCGAAUCUUCACCUUUAGGGCUCGUACCGUUCGAAUACACCAGGCCAGUAGCAUCGACCGACGACAAAAUAAUUUCCCGCAAAAACUAUGUCUACACCGUUCUCAAAGAUGAGAUGAAGCUGGGCAAGGCCAACAUGGAAGUUCUCGUGAGUCUAUAACCCCCACUUCCGGCAGCAUCUCGAUGUGAAUAGUAUCACUAACUAUUUUCCAGACUGAAACGCUCAACAUUUCCUCCCAACUCGCCCGCCAAGUCGCCUACGCCCUCCCAGUACAUUACGCCACCAAACUUACCGCCCGCGGCUUUGAGUACAUCCGAACACUCUCGGUAAACGACUACUCGCGACACCCGGAUUUCGUGCCACUGCUUGCUGGUGACAACGACAAUGAGAAGGCCGACAAGGUGCUAGAGUAUGUUCGCCGAGCUAAGUGG
This is a messenger RNA of Mytilinidion resinicola, 1597 nucleotides long. RefSeq lists its product as uncharacterized. Gene Ontology annotation, molecular function: nucleic acid binding. Lineage: Eukaryota; Fungi; Ascomycota; Dothideomycetes; Mytilinidiales; Mytilinidiaceae. The transcript has a single exon. The coding region runs from base 390 to 1325 and encodes 311 amino acids. The record is from RefSeq and is a predicted model, not a curated record.